Molecule: messenger RNA, 3629 nt
Organism: Dunckerocampus dactyliophorus (ringed pipefish)
Lineage: Eukaryota; Metazoa; Chordata; Actinopteri; Syngnathiformes; Syngnathidae
Product: tribbles homolog 3-like
Exons: 5
Coding region: 235-1269 (344 amino acids)
Biological process (GO): regulation of MAP kinase activity; positive regulation of proteasomal ubiquitin-dependent protein catabolic process; protein phosphorylation
Cellular component (GO): nucleus
Molecular function (GO): mitogen-activated protein kinase kinase binding; ATP binding; protein kinase activity
Source: RefSeq, a predicted model, not a curated record
UUCGCGAUGACGUCACACCGGAGGAAACCUAACAAAGGCGAAGUGACGCCUCAGUUAGUCCGCCUGGAAAGUUCUGGACGGGUCUAAGUCCCUAACCAAGUCACAUCGAAAGUCAGCAGGAGACGUCACCGUCGGUCAAUCGAGUGCAGUGUGGCCGGCAGCAGAACUGGUGACAUGGCCGCUGUGGCUUGUUAGGUGUCACAGUCUCGCCUCCUCUUCUUCUGGAUCUGCAAGAUGAGUGACGGCGUGGCUCGGCAGUGCCUGAAGAGAUUACUGGACGAGCCGCAGGACACCUUACCCAAAUUUAAAAGAAUAUGUCUGGCCCCACCUCCUCCCGAUACAAGCCCGUCGCUCCACCUCAAAGCCAGAAGCCCUUCCCUCAAGCCCAGCCAGAGCCAGUCCAAGGUCCGUGUAGGGCCUUACUUCCUGUUUGAGCGCUGUGAAGGGGAGGAGUCAUACAGGGCAGUGCAUGCAGACACACAGCAGGAGUAUACCUGCCAGAUCCUGCCGUUGAAUGGCUACCAGGAGAAGCUGACCGCCUACGCCCGGCUGGGUCGUCACGACAACAUCUGCAGCCUGCUGGACACGGUGAUCGGGCCAGACAGCGUGCACGUCUUCCUGCCCCCUCACCACGGUGACAUGCACGCCCACUUGCGCAACAGUAAGCGCUUGGGUGAGGAGGAGGCGGAGCUUCUGUUUGCACAGAUGCUCAAUGCUGUGGCGCACUGCCAUUGCCACGGCGUGGUCUUGCGAGACGUGAAGCUCCGCCGGUUUGUCUUUACUGACAGAUUCAGGACCCGUGUCGCCCUCCUCGGCCUCAACGACUGCGUCGUCCUGCAGCACGACGACGACUCCCUAACGGACAGACAUGGCUGCCCCGCCUAUGUCGGCCCGGAGCUGCUAGCCAGCAACAAGGCGUCUUAUUCGGGCCGGGCGGCAGACAUUUGGAGCCUGGGCGUGUCCCUGUACACGAUGCUGAUUGGACGAUACCCGUUCCAAGACACGCGCCCCGCUGCCCUGUUCGCCAAGAUCCGGCGUGGAGCUUUCAGCCUGCCUGGUUGGCUGUCACCGCAAGCCAAGUGUCUGAUUGGCUGCAUGCUCAGGAAGUCACCUGCUGAGCGUCUGGAAGCCUCCGAGCUGUUGGCGCACCCUUGGUUGAGCAGCCAGUGCAUGUCGCUCCGCGUGGGCCAGCGUGGCUCCAGCAGAGCACUGCAGAGGAGACAAGAGGAAGACGACCAGGUGGUACCGACAUUCACCAAAGAACACUAAAAAAAAAACAAAAACAUUCACAUCCUGGAUUACUUGAGCCUCAAGUGCCUUCAACUCUCUGCAGUUGUGUCUCAGUUCAAGCUCCGCCUCCAGGGCAGAGGUGUGGCCAGCUAAUAAGUACAGUGGAGCCCCCAAACUCUGUUUCGUGAUCUGUUUGGAUUUCAAAACAAAUGUUUCUAUUGAGAUCAAAUGUAUUUGGAAUGACUUACAAUGUUUUACAUUUAACAACCUUAACUACUUUAACUGUCACACAAGUACAAGAUGAAAUCACCCACUAACAUCACGUAGAGCAUUAAAACUAGGGCUGUCAAAUGAUUACAAAUUUUAAUCAGAUUAAUCAGUUUUUAAAUUAAUUUAUCAUGAUUAAUCACAUUAGUAACUAUGUCUGAAAUAUGCCGAUUUUUACUGUAUUUAAUUAACAGAAAGAUAAAUGACAGGAUUAUAGAUAGUCAUGGAAAAAAUGAUAAGACCACCCUUGUUUCUUCAGUUUCUUGUUCAUUUUAAUGCCUGAUACAACUAAAGGUACCAUUGUUUGGACAAAUAUAAGAAUGACAACAAAAAUACAGGAGUUACAUUUUUUGGCAGUACAAUGCUAUAGCUAUUCAUGUAAGAACUUACGUGAUUUUGGUUAUUAUCAAGAAACCCAUGGAAGUUGGUAGAUAUCAGCUCUUAAAUUAUUUAUGAGCUAUAUUUGUUAUCAUAUUUGUCUAAACAAAUGUACCUUUUGUUGUGCCAGGCAUUAAAAUGGAUCAAUAAACUGAAGAAACAAGGGUGGUCUGACUGCAUUUGUAUGUAUUAACAGCUCCCAAUGAACUGAAUAUGUCAAGUCAAGCUAAAUGACACCACACAAGUCUAAAUAUGUAUUUGUUUAACACUAGUCUCUUUAAUAGUAGCAGAACAUUUGAAUCACUUUAAACCGUGUUAUGAGCCGUGAGGGGUCGUGUUGGUCAUGUAAUUUAAGGUAAAUUGACUUAUUUUCAGUGUAUUUUCCAGCAUACGUUAAUGUAGCAAAUUGGACAUCGGAAUUAAGAGCUACGAAGUGAGUGAUAAGAAUAUCUGCUUCAUGUUUUUCUUUAUCUUCCUGUUUAUUUACACACACAAUAUGGAGAUGUUUUUGUGAUGUUCGAAGUGUCCCUCAAUGCAUAUCGCAUCCCAGGGUGAAAAAUUUAACAUAUGAAUGAAAUAAAUUAGUUACCGCCGUUGACGCGUUAUUUUUGACAGCCCUAAUUGAAACACAACACAAACAUACAGCAGUCUACCUCGUGAUGACAAGUGCAAGCAAACCGCAUAAACAGACGGAACUCAAAUGCGUGACGCCAGUCAGAGAAGAUCGACAGGAGCAGAAAUGUAACAAUACAAAAACGCCAACGGCACUAAACCUGACUUAAUGACUUAAACCUGAUGACCGGCGGUCAUCUCCUACAACAAUGAAACUCUGGUCAAAAGUGCUUGGACAGGACGAAAAUAACUGCUCUGAGUAUUUUUCCCCCAAAAUCUAGUUCUACCUCCCAAUUUUAUGAGCUUUAAGGCGUUGGAGGUUGUACUGUAUUUACAUACAAAAGUUUUGUGACAACCUCUGUGUGGAAACUUAACAUUUUGGUUCACAAAAUCUUUUUUGACUAUUUAUUGCUUCACGGAAAAAGAUGGCCCGCAAACCACAUGAUGCUGUUGAUGAAUGACUGACCUGGAACUAGCCAAACAUGAGAGGCCUGACCACUUAAGACCUGACUACAUGAGGAAUAAACGUGUUUCACAAAACGCUCCAGAGAUGAUCUUUGCUUUUGUGUACUUUUAUUCCAGUAAUGUUGCACAGUAGUGUUCCUGUUAGAGACAGCCAGUUGAUCAUUCAUCAAAUCAUGCUGAUACUUCUGUUAAUUUACUGGACGACUCAUAAUGUGGCUGAGUCCAUCUGCCUGAAUGCACUCCCUAAAACAUCUGGGGAAUGCUCCUGAUGAGUCCUCCAUCAGUAUGACCAGUCAGCUCCUGGACAGCAUAUAUACUAUAUGUAUGAGCAUCUGCUUGGUACAAUAAAUGUUGUGUAUGUAAUUAAUAAUUGUUUUGACCAUGUGUCCACCUUAGUUUACAGAUGUCACAGUAAGUUCCAUUUCUGGUUCUAUGGUUGUCAUCAUACUUUUCUUCUUUGCCAUGACCACGCUUGUGUGGCGGCAUCCCCCAAAAAAACAAAGAAAAAAGCAAAACCCACUUGUGGAUUUAAUCUUUCAGAUUCUCGAGUCAGGCAUGAUGAAGUUGAUUUUGACGUUUUCCAAAUUGUACCACUUUUGGGCCAUUGAACUGUUCAUAGUAACUAGGCAAUGAAGUCAAAAGUUGAAUUGUGGAUUAAAUGUAUCUUGAUGUCUUAU